Messenger RNA from Saccostrea cuccullata (small rock oyster), 978 nucleotides. Its product is annotated as PHD finger protein 24-like. The record is from RefSeq and is a predicted model, not a curated record. NCBI's taxonomy places the organism in Eukaryota, Metazoa, Mollusca, Bivalvia, Ostreida, Ostreidae. The coding region runs from base 49 to 978 and encodes 309 amino acids. The transcript has 5 exons. Gene Ontology annotation, molecular function: calcium ion binding.
UCAAAGAACAACACCAUCGUGACCAUUCUGAACUUACUACACACAACAAUGGACAGUCCCCAAGUAACAUGGCAGAAAUACAUACCCAAAGCCGUGCUAGUGGGAUCUAUGUUAAAACAUUGCAAAGAUCAUCUGAGCAUCCGGAAAGAACUCCAUAGCUUUAUGGAAGAGAUGAAGGAGGACUCCAAGCGGACUAAACAGGAGUUAAGAGAGGAGGAUCCAGCGGUGCGUCAGUGGUACAUCAGGAGGCGAUCGAGUGCUCCGGCUCCUGUCCUCAGUCUCAGAGAUACCAGUGGAAAGCAACAGGACAGCCUUCAUUGUAAGCUGUGCGAUAAGAAGUUUGAGAGCCCUAAAGACGAGUAUCCGUGCCGCGUUUGUGACAGAGUGUUCCAUAAGAACUGUGUUCUGCUCAUGCAGGAUCUCCAUCCAUCGCACGUAACCGCCAUAGAGAGAGCCAACACUAGCACGGGGUGGAGCUGUCCUACGUGUGAUGAUUUGGGUUUCUUACUAACUGAAAAGGAGAUAGAAAGUAUUAUUGAAACUUUUGAUGAAGAAAUCAACCCAAAAGGAGGUCAAAUUACUUUUGAUGAAUUCAUCGCAUACAAGAGAAAACAACUUGGGCACCAGGUCACAGAAGAAGAACGAAAACUCUUUGAUCUCGAAUUCAAAUUGGUUGAUACGGACGGCAGCGGAACUAUUGAUUGGUGGGAGUUUUUAAAUUUCCAGGCUAAAGUCAAACUCUCCUCAAGAAAUCAGAAUGAGUUAGUGGACUUGCUGACAGAAAAGGAAAUUCUGAUAGCAAAGAUGGCCUUCUCCCACUUAGACACAAAUGAUGAUGGCAGGAUAUCGGAGUUAGAAGCCAGGAAAGUGCUUGAUGAGUAUAUCGGUCGUUUCAACCUACCUGAAGAGCAAGUAUUCAUAAAUUAUUACAGAUAUUUCAAGUUUCGACACUUCACACGCAUUAUUAACUCAAAAUAA